Oenanthe melanoleuca is the source of this 2220-nucleotide messenger RNA. It is a transcript of the gene WIPI2, whose product is annotated as WD repeat domain, phosphoinositide interacting 2. NCBI's taxonomy places the organism in Eukaryota, Metazoa, Chordata, Aves, Passeriformes, Muscicapidae. The record is from RefSeq and is a predicted model, not a curated record. Bases 693 to 1625 code for a protein of 310 amino acids. Gene Ontology annotation, biological process: nucleophagy; protein localization to phagophore assembly site; protein lipidation. Gene Ontology annotation, cellular component: phagophore assembly site membrane; cytosol; extrinsic component of membrane. Gene Ontology annotation, molecular function: phosphatidylinositol-3-phosphate binding; phosphatidylinositol-3,5-bisphosphate binding; protein binding. The transcript is spliced from 13 exons.
GGGGCCGCAGGGCGCAGGCGCGGGGGCCGCUCCGCCGCCCGCCGCGUAAACAAGGGCCCGGCGGGGAUGCGGCGGGGUCGGGGCGGCCGCGGCUGAGGGGCGCAACCUUCCGGAGGUGUUUCCUCGUCCUCCCCCCGCCGGACGGGGGCGGCGAGGGCUGUCCCGCCAUGAACUUGGCCGGGCAGAGCGGCGACGCCGGCAGCGGCCAUCUGCUCUUCGCCAACUUCAACCAGGACAACACGUUCAGGUGUCCUUCACCCGUGAUCCUUGAGGACAGGAGAGCUCUCUAUUCCAAGGAGACUUUAAAGCUAAACACAGACCAAAAAAAGGAAGGACAGAGCGGUCCCGUAGCUCCUACACUCAGGGAGGAUAGCUGAGAGAGACAAGCAUCCCUUGCAGUUGGCAGUAAAUCAGGCUACAAAUUCUUCUCUCUCUCUUCUGUGGACAAAUUAGAGCAGAUCUAUGAAUGCACUGACACAGAAGAUGUGUGCAUUGUGGAGAGGCUCUUCUCCAGUAGUCUGGUGGCCAUAGUUAGCCUUAAAGCUCCACGCAAGCUGAAAGUUUGUCACUUCAAGAAGGGGACAGAGAUUUGCAACUACAGUUACUCCAACACCAUCUUGGCUGUCAAACUCAACAGACAGAGGCUGAUAGUAUGUCUGGAAGAGUCUCUGUAUAUACACAACAUACGAGACAUGAAGGUAUUACAUACAAUCAGGGAGACACCUCCCAAUCCUGCAGGGUUGUGUGCUUUGUCAAUAAACAAUGAUAAUUGCUACCUGGCCUAUCCAGGAAGUGCAACUAUUGGAGAAGUACAAGUCUUUGACACCAUCAAUCUGAGAGCUGCCAAUAUGAUCCCAGCUCAUGAUAGUCCCUUGGCUGCUUUGGCAUUUGAUGCAAGUGGUACUAAACUUGCCACAGCCUCAGAAAAGGGCACAGUAAUAAGAGUGUUUUCCAUUCCAGAGGGACAGAAACUCUUUGAAUUCCGAAGGGGAGUGAAGAGGUGUGUGAGCAUCUGUUCAUUGGCUUUCAGCAUGGAUGGCAUGUUUCUGUCUGCAUCCAGUAACACGGAGACGGUGCAUAUCUUCAAACUUGAGACUGUGAAAGAAAAACCUCAGGAAGAGCCUACAACCUGGACAGGUUACUUUGGAAAAGUGCUGAUGGCCUCAACGAGCUACCUGCCCUCUCAAGUAACAGAGAUGUUCAACCAGGGCAGAGCCUUUGCUACAGUCCGUCUGCCCUUCUGUGGGCACAAAAACAUCUGUGCACUUGCCACAAUCCAGAAGAUCCCCCGUUUGCUGGUGGGAGCUGCUGAUGGGUAUCUCUACAUGUACAACUUAGACCCCCAGGAAGGAGGCGAGUGCACACUAAUGAAGCAGCACAAGCUCGAUGGCAGCAUGGAGCCCGCCAACGAAAUCCUGGAGUCUGCGUCCCACGACCGGCCGUUGGUAGCGCAGACGUACAGCGCUGCUGUGACUAAAGGUACAUAUGUGCCUUCCUCACCCACCAGGCAUGCCUAUACAGAUGACCUGGGUGCUGUGGGUGGAGCUUGCCUGGAAGAUGAAACCAACUCACUUAGAUUGGAUGAAGACAGUGAGCAUCCUCCCAUGAUCCUUCGGACAGACUAAACUUGGACCUGUGAACUCACUCCUGAAGCAGAGAACACUGGCUUGAUGUUUCUUGAGGAAUCUCGUGUUAUGCUGCUAUGAACUUUGACAUGAGUUGGGAGAGAGGAUGACAGACUCUUACAGUUUUAAGUCGUAGCUGUAGUUCUAAUUCUAUACAAUUGGAAAAAUAUAUGGUUUUCAAUUCAGUGGCUUUUAAUCUUGCUUAUCUAUUUUAGCUGUGUUUAUUUUUUUUUUUUUGUUGCCAAAACCUGCUGUUUGUGCAGCCCUCAGAGCCUACUUAGCUUUGCAUGCAUUCAUGUGCCAAGCAAGCAUGGGAGGGGGAGAGAGAGAGAAGCCACUUUAUAACAAACUCAAGUUUGUAUUUUUUUUAUAUAUGUAUAUAAUAUUUAGCCUAUAUAAGGAAGGAGUAGAGAAGUGGUUCUGGAAGCUGAGACUAGUUCUGCACUGACAAAGGUCCAAAUGGUUUCCUGUGCAUGGGCUUGCAGGCAUACCUAGUGACUGACAUGCAACCUUUCAAAUGCAAUGGCCUGUUUUUUUGGGUUCUCCCUUCCCUUUCCUGGACCAUUUUGUUAAUUAAAAUUCCUUCUGAAUGUUG